Messenger RNA from Pungitius pungitius (ninespine stickleback), 1850 nucleotides. It is a transcript of the gene oma1, whose product is annotated as OMA1 zinc metallopeptidase. The record is from RefSeq and is a predicted model, not a curated record. Gene Ontology annotation, molecular function: metalloendopeptidase activity. NCBI's taxonomy places the organism in Eukaryota, Metazoa, Chordata, Actinopteri, Perciformes, Gasterosteidae. Gene Ontology annotation, biological process: protein quality control for misfolded or incompletely synthesized proteins; mitochondrial protein processing. Gene Ontology annotation, cellular component: mitochondrial inner membrane.
UGUGAAAUAAAUGUUUGAAUCUCUUGCAAACAUUUGAGUUUUCCCGCCGCGUACAGCGGAAAUGGGCUAAUUGUGGUUAGCUUCCACCGGCUAGCGAUGACUUUGGAUCGCAGGGGGCACUUCUGGAUGUUGGCGGUUAUUUUAAUAUUAUUAUUUGUGUUAUUUGUACACUAACACGAUGCCCCAGAACACGCCGCCCUGUGUGUGUCUCUAGUUGUUAAACACUUGGUUCUACGAUGGUUCUUCUCGUUGUUUUGAGGAGCUUCUCUUCUCUGUGCGCACAUCGGACGCGCAACUUCCGCUUCUGGUGUGCACCUGCGGGACGUCCCGAACCGAACUUCCUCCGGGUUCCCCCCCGCACAGCAACGCGCGGGGUCCUAUCACGGUUCCGUCCUCCGUCGCUGCCCGGCGAUGAGAGGGUCCGGGUACGGGGGGGUCACCCGUUCCACACCUCGGCCCCGCUGCGCGCCCUGCCCGCCCCCCUCCUCUGGAUGCUGCUCAAACCCGCGCAGAAGCUCGCCGCCAUCAUCCUGGGCAGGAGCAUCAGGAAGUGGUGGGCGGCCCUGCCGACUGACCGGCGCCAGCUGGCCCGCCAGUGGGUCCACCGACGCCGCUGGCAUCUGGCGGCAGGGGUCAGCGUUGCCAUGGUGAUCGUGGGCCUCCUCCUUCUGACCCACCUGGACGAGUCCCCGGUGACGGGACGGACCCGUCUCCUGGUCUUCAGCAGGGAGACGCACAUGGAGCUUGCAGCUUGGACAUCAGAGUCGUACAUGCAGGAGUUUGCGGAGCUGCUGGUUCCGGUCAGCGACCCCCGUCACCAGGUGGUGGAGCGGGUGGUGCAGCACCUGGCCCAGAGGAACGAGGACGUCCCGGAGGUGUCGGCGGUGAGCUGGAGCGUCCACGUGGUGCAGAGUCCGUCCGUCAACGCCUUCAUCCUGCCGAAUGGGGAGGUGUUCAUCUUCACAGGGAUGCUGGAGGCUGUGGCGGAUGUCCACCAGCUCACCGUGGUGCUGGGACACGAGAUGGCUCACGCCGUGCUGGGACACUCGGCAGAGCAGGCCAGCCUGUCUCACGUCGUGGACCUCCUGUCCCUGGUCCUUCUGACAGCCAUCUGGGCCCUGUGUCCCCGGGACAGCCUGGCUCUGCUGGGACACUGGGCUCAGGAGAAGCUGUCCCAGGUGAUGUUCAGUCGUCCCUUCAGCAGGAAACUGGAGGCUGAGGCCGACAUGGUCGGACUGCAGUUAGCUGCAAAGGCGUGUGCAGAUGUGCGAGCGGGACCCGUCUUCUGGCAGCAGAUGGAGAUCAGAGAGCAGCUCAUGGGCGAGUCCUCCGUCCCCGAGUGGCUGUCCACCCACCCGUCCCACAAGAACCGCUUCACACAGCUGGACCGCCUCCUGCCGCAGGCCCUGGCGUUGAGGGACAGCUGCUCCUGUCCGUCUCUUCCUGCCAGCGACCCGCGCGCCGUCUUCUCCCAGAGUGUGCGCGUGCUGCUGGACGCCGCCAAGCAGGGGGAGGGAGGAGGUCCACAGGGGGCCCCGAAGCCCCCCCCCACCGCGCCGCCCCCCCACACUGGAGGUGCAAUCGGGGCAUUGAAAGCCCCAUUGGGAGCUUCACAGUCAGCCGUAGCACGUCCCUGAGGGGGGGUCAGCUGACACAGUUUUUAAAUCCUCAUUUUUUAACAAGGCGAGUGAGAAAAUGUUGGAGGAGAAGGUGGGGGGGUGUGGGGGGGAGGGGGGGGGCAUGGCUCAUGUCUCGUGUGUGUGUUGAAAAACGGUUCCUUAUCUGUGCGAAAGGAUUCCUGUUCUGUUGGAGAUAAACUGGACACGAUGGGGGGGCUACAUGAACAUGAC